AUGGACGACAUAUUGGCCGCAGCUGCGAAGCUGCAGGAGCAAUACAAGCACCUGCAGGAACGCAACAGCCGACUCACUGCUGCGCUGGAAGAUAAGUCGAAGAAGCUGCAGGCCUUGCACCAAAGCGUCGAGCAGCGAGGGAAAGACCUGGCCGCACUUGAACUACAGGCGCACCACAAGUUCGCCGAAGAGCUGCGCCUGCGAGCCGGGAGCAGGGUCAAGCUCGACGUCGGGGGCGUCCACUUCACCACGAGCCUUACCACGCUCAUGACCGAACCCGACUCUAUGCUCGCCGCCAUGUUCAGCGGCCGCCACGAGCUCGAGAAGGACGACGACGGCCGGGUGUUCAUCGACCGCGACGGGGAGCUGUUCAACUAUGUUCUUCAGUACCUUCGCGAGGGGGAGCUGGACCUGUUUCAACUCCCCUCGGGCGUCAAGCAACGGCUCAAGCGCGAGGCCGCCUUCUACUGCCUCCCCAAGCUCGAGGAGAAACUAGGGUCCGACGCCGAGGCCAAGGCCCUUCCAGGCAGUGUUCAUUUGGCAGUACUGGUUUACUACGGCCCUGGCGUUGAGCCUCGCUUCAUCACCCAAGGCGACCCUUUACACCUCGCCGACAGAUUCCCGAAACUGCAGGGGUCUUAUCCUGACCAAAGUGUGGUACGCGAGCUCUGGAGAACCCGCGUCCUGCCGGUCAUUCUUGAGUCUUAUCACAAUUACCACCUGAUCUCUGUCGAGAAGGAGAGUCCGUAUUAUUGGGAGGUGCACCUCAAUCGAAUUGUGCCUUGA
Messenger RNA from Acanthamoeba castellanii str. Neff, 786 nucleotides. Its product is annotated as K+ channel tetramerization subfamily protein. The record is from RefSeq and is a predicted model, not a curated record. NCBI's taxonomy places the organism in Eukaryota, Discosea, Longamoebia, Acanthamoebidae. Gene Ontology annotation, molecular function: protein binding. The transcript is spliced from 2 exons. The coding region runs from base 1 to 786 and encodes 261 amino acids. Gene Ontology annotation, biological process: protein homooligomerization.